GGCAUCAUGGCGCACGCGUUUUUGCGUGGAACGCGGCAGGGUUUUAGUGAAACUUCUGCCAAUACGAUCGCUUGCUCAUUUUCAAACAGGAAGGCGCAACAAGGGGCCAGUCGUGUUUUUUGCAUUCAUUAUUGCUGGCCUUUGAACAUGUUGGAGUUCUUGUGAUUUUGAUCGUGUGAGUGCGAGAAACUUGAACAAUGCCCGCAAGAGGCCCAAAACUUGUCCAAACGCGCCGCUGGCAAUGACAGCCUUCGGGAUUGCAAUCUUAAUCUCAAUCGGUUUGGUUGCGUCGCACAGUGUGCAAGCAAUGGUGGGCCAAAAACUGUUUUCCUUCCCGCCACCCGGGCGGGCCCACUUGCACGAAGAAGUCCUGCAGUCGAUCGAGCAGAGCUCAAGGAAGUUGCGGGUCAUUGCCAUUGUUGGGGAGGGUCGUGCCGGGAAGAGCCAAUUAGGCAACGAACUUUUGCAAACAAAUGUUUUUGCCACAGCUGCCACACCAGAAGCUGUGACAGAGGGUGUGGACAUCGUCCUUGAUGGUGGAAGGCUGGUUUUGGACUGUGAGGGGUUCAACAACGCUUUGGCCUCGAGUCGACUUGAAGUGCUACUCAUAGGCACAGCCUUAGCUUCCACUUUGAUCUUUGUGAUGGACGGGAAACUGUCUGAAGAGGGCCUGAACAUGCUGGCAGGUGCCCUGACUGAAGCUCAGCUUUUGGAAAAACAAUUGCCUACCCGGCUGGUGCUUGUAGUGAACAAAUGCACACUGGAUUACAAGGCAAGUGCUCUGGAAGAUGCCUUGGCGAAGGAUCACGGCCGCAGGGACAGUCGUGAUGCGAUAAAGCGGGCGUUUCCUCGAAGACAUUUUGUGGCAAUCCCCUUCGAUCCGUCAGGGGGAGAUGCUUAUCAGCAGGGUUUGAAUGCGUUGAGAGCCGCUUUGGAUGCAGAAUCGUCUUCGGAACUUGUUUUUGACGGGGCCCGCCUGGCUGGAGCGAUCAGGGGUUUGAGCAUCAAGGUCGGUGCAGGUGACUUCGAUCUUCCCAGCAUACAUCAGCACAUCAUGGGAGAAUUCCUUCAAGGUGAGGUGGAUGCUGCAAUGGAUGGUUUCAUGCGCAGGAUUCCGAAGGUGAUCGAAUAUGAUCCAGAUUUCAAGGUUGACAUUGAUGCAGGCAUUAACCUUUUUGACGCAGCCAUCCAGCGGCUCAGCCUACAUACCUGCUCAGGUCAAGUGCAUCAAUUCCGUGAGCAACUCCAGGGGAAGCUGGAAGAUGUGGCCGAGGAGAGACGAACUGCCAAUGAAGCCCUGGGCAACCGCACAGAACCUUGGAGAGACGUGCUCCGCAGGGGCUGCGCCCUUCUAUCUGCGCGACAGGUGGGCGCGCGUUUGGUGGUGCAGCGGAAGCAAGACCUCAGCCCUUUUCUGUCCUCUCCAAGUGCGAUCCGCUUCGACACACCGGAGCCUUUGUCAGUCCGAUGGAUGUGGAGGCACUUCCACCCAGAGCUGAAUCCGUCGAGCCACGACUUUGCAGCUGUGCUGAACCAGCAUGGCCAGGUCCUUGCUGUGCGUGUGCCCGCGCCCGCAUUGCCUGACGGCGUCCCAGUGCCACGGGGCAAUGCGCGACACAAGGCGGCUCUCAGUGUGAGUUUGCGCUCCGAUGCCUGGGUCGUCGUGGUCUCACAGGAACGCGGGGAGACCAGCGUGGCCUGCGCAGGGCAACUUUGGGAUGUGGGGAGUGCAUUCCCAGAUGAUUCGGAUUACGCAGUGCAUGAACAGCAAAGAAGAGAUUUAUUGUUGAAAUUGGGCUUGCUUUGGGAGAGUCGCCAGAUCAGCAGCAAAGCCAAAGGUCGCGUUCAUAGUCUCAGAGAACCAUGGGUUUGGGAUGGCUGGGCAGAAGAUAGGCAGUCCAAGCUUCAAAAGACUUCGAGGCAUUGGAAAUCAAACAAAGGUGCCAAAGAGCACGCUGAAAGCGAACUCAAACAAGCUUUGCUGUCGCAGGGGAUCAUAUGGGAUACCUCUGUUCCUGCAAUUUCAAGACUGUGACUGUCCUUAAUAUGAGCAACUUUCGCACAGCUUGCAAAGAGCAA
Messenger RNA from Durusdinium trenchii, 2079 nucleotides. NCBI's taxonomy places the organism in Eukaryota, Dinophyceae, Suessiales, Symbiodiniaceae. The record is from the annotation of a GenBank genome assembly.